AAACGCGCAUGAAUCGCCUGCCCCGCCAAGUCCUCGCCGCCGCGACGCGCUCAAGGCCACGGGCCGCGCGUACAGCGCAGGCACUUCUUACCCGGUGCAACAGCUCCACCAGCGGAGGGAGCAGUAACGGUAGCAGCGACAAGGACCUCUCGAUCGAGGACCGACAGCGGGCCGUCGCGGACUUGCUGGAGAAGGCAAAGAGGGUGUACGGGUCGCGGCCUCCAGCAGAACGUGAGCAGGUGGAGGCGGAGGGGAAGGCGUACGAUACGACGCAACCUCCACGGAGAAGAGAUGAGGAGGAGCCUGCGCUCUAUGGCCCCACAGAGGCAAAGGCGAAGCUGCACUCUUUGGUUCUGACGGAUCCCCUUUUCGACGACCCAUUGCGGGACGUGCUCGCCGACCUCGCCUUCGAUGCCGCUUUUGCACACCGCAAGGCUAGUAUGGAAGCCAAUGGCAUGCCCGUCAACGUCGACAUCCUCCGCACGCACCUCCUCACGGACGGUUUCUCCGAAGUGCGCGCCAUGGCUCGGCAAGUCAAGGCCGGCAAGCUGGAUCCUGCAUUAGGUGUCAAGGCAGCAGACAAGCUCUCGGACCCUGCCACCCCCCUGGGCAAUCCAGAGGAAGAGCUCAUGACCAAGCUCGAGACUCCCGCUGUUCAGCGCAAGUUGCAGCACCUCGACCAGAAGGCGAAGCGCAAGCUGCACGAUAUCCUCACUCGCGUUCCGACCCUCGGCGGUGCGAACGUUGAGGCUUUGCGAGAAGCAUCAGCCUUCUUGCACGAGAUUGGCGUGCGCUUCGAGUACUCGACACGCCCGGCGCAGACUCCGAUCGGGGAGGAGUCGGUGUCGUUCGACAAGGUCGACAUUGACUGGACCACGGAGAAGGAGAUCAUUCUGCGUCAGAGGGAAAAGGAGCUUGCCGAGCGGGCUGCUCGGCGCGCAAAGGAGGAGGCCGAGUACGACCCCACGCGUACCAUCACCGUCAAGGAUGGUGAGUCAUUCCUCGCGGAGCCUCCGAACUUUGCCAACGGAACACCCAGAAAUGGGGCACACCUUCGUUCAGCAGUACGGCGUCGAGCCCUACCCCGAUCUCAUGACCGCGG
Messenger RNA from Schizophyllum commune H4-8, 1102 nucleotides. RefSeq lists its product as uncharacterized. Lineage: Eukaryota; Fungi; Basidiomycota; Agaricomycetes; Agaricales; Schizophyllaceae. The transcript is spliced from 4 exons. The record is from RefSeq and is a predicted model, not a curated record. The annotation marks the transcript as partial.